Molecule: messenger RNA, 1635 nt
Organism: Acanthisitta chloris (rifleman)
Lineage: Eukaryota; Metazoa; Chordata; Aves; Passeriformes; Acanthisittidae
Gene: E4F1
Product: E4F transcription factor 1
Exons: 10
Biological process (GO): regulation of transcription by RNA polymerase II
Molecular function (GO): RNA polymerase II cis-regulatory region sequence-specific DNA binding; DNA-binding transcription factor activity
Source: RefSeq, a predicted model, not a curated record
AUGAGGAUGACGUGCACAGGUGCGGGCGGUGCCAGGCAGAGUUCUCAUCGCUGGAGGAGUUCGUGCAGCACAAGCUGCGCAAGGGCUGCCAACGCGGCCCUGAGCCCGGCCCUGCCGCAGGGCUGCUCGGCCCCGACCGGCACAAGGUCGUCCCUGCCGUUGAGGAGUCCAUCACUGUGGCUCACAUUGUGGUGGAAGCAUCUUCCAUAGCAGAGGAGAUCAGCAGUGCCUCAGCCAUCGUAGGCAGUGGGCACAUCAAAGAAGUCAUUGUAGCAGGAGACCAUGUGUUUGAGCCCCGCCGAGGCAAUGGGGAGGUGAGUGAGGAGCAGGGCAGCCCCGAGGGGCAGGAACAGGACGUCUCCUCAGAGCUGAUCAAGGUGAAGCUGCUGGUCAACAAGGAGGGCAGAUAUGUGUGUGAGCUCUGCCAGAAAACAUUCAAAACUGCCAGCAUCCUCAAAGCUCACAUGAUCACUCACAGCAGCAGGAAGGACUAUGAGUGCAAACUCUGUGGAACUUCCUUCAGGACAAAGGGCUCUCUGAUCCGGCACCACCGGCGACACACUGAUGAAAGACCUUACACAUGCAAGAAAUGUGGGAAAAGCUUCCGGGAAUCAGGAGCUCUGACUCGGCACCUCAAAUCCCUGACGCCCUGCACCGAGAAAAUCCGCUUCAACGUGGCCAAGGAAAUAGUCGUCAGCAAAGAUGAUCUGCCAACAGGCUCCUGUAGCUCCACCACAGACACUGUGUCAUCUAUAGCGAGCGAAUCCCUUGAGGCCUCUCCUGUCAUCCACCUCGUGACAGAUGCCAAAGGCAAUGUUCUCCAUGAGGUCCAUGUGCAGAUGCAGGAGCUUCCUGUGGUGAAUGCAAAACCCGUGGAGCAAGAGCAAGAGCAUCCCGAGGAGCUUCCCUGCGAAGGGGAGGGCAACAGUGAGAACCUGCUGAGCCAGGCUGUGAGGAAUUUGGAGAUUGUAAUCGAGAGAGUGGAUGUAGAGGAGGGGCAGAAGUCGGAUGAACCUGCGGCAGCUGCUCCAGUGGAACUUGCGAAUGAAGUGGUGGCUGUGGAAGAGGAGCCCUGUGGGGAGCAGUGUGUUGAAGUGGAGCAAGCAGAGUCUGCACCUGCAGAGAGACCCAACGGGUGCACACAACACGUUUGCUCUCACUGCAGUGAGACCUUCCGUGAAGCUGCUGCCCUGGAAACACACCUCAAAAGUCACACAGAGUUCAAACCUUUCAAGUGUGAGGAGUGUGGCAAGGAGUUCCCCAAGGGCUACUUGCUGAGGAAGCACCAGGAGGUGCACGUGAACGAGCGGCGGUUCCGCUGUGGGGAGUGUGGGAAGCUCUACAAGACCAUUGCCCAUGUGAAGGGACACCGUCGGGUUCACUCAGACGAGAGGCCCUACUCCUGCCCCAAGUGUGGCAAGCGCUACAAGACCAAGAACGCGCAGCAGGUGCAUCUCCGCACGCACCUGGAGGACAAGCCCUUCGUGUGCCAGUACUGCGGCCGCGGGUUCCGGGAGAAAGGCUCCCUGGUGCGCCACAUCCGCCACCACACCGGGGAGAAGCCCUUCAAGUGCUACAAGUGCGGCCGAGGCUUUGCGGAGCACGGCACGCUCAACAGGCACCUGCGCACCAAGG